Messenger RNA from Scophthalmus maximus (turbot), 1342 nucleotides. RefSeq names its product H-2 class II histocompatibility antigen, E-S beta chain. The transcript has 6 exons. The record is from RefSeq and is a predicted model, not a curated record. Gene Ontology annotation, molecular function: MHC class II protein complex binding. NCBI's taxonomy places the organism in Eukaryota, Metazoa, Chordata, Actinopteri, Pleuronectiformes, Scophthalmidae. Bases 103 to 852 code for a protein of 249 amino acids. Gene Ontology annotation, cellular component: membrane; MHC class II protein complex. Gene Ontology annotation, biological process: peptide antigen assembly with MHC class II protein complex; positive regulation of T cell activation; immune response.
UGUCUACCUGGUAACAAGUGACGCUGCAGGUCAUGUGAUCUCUGGUUUUAAGAGCAGCUCUCAGUCAGACUGAGUCAGUGUUGGUCAAGUGAGCAGAGGAACAUGGCUUCAUCCUUUCUCAGCUUCGCCCUCCUCUUCAUCACUGUCUACACAGCAGAUGGAUUUCUGAAUUAUGUAGAGGAUCACUGUGUGUUCAACUCCACUAAGCUGGACGACAUUGAGUACAUCAGAUCUUACUAUUACAACAAGCUGGAGGUCACGAGGUUCAGCAGCAGCGUGGGCAAGUAUGUUGGAUACACAGAGUUUGGUGUGAGGAACGCAGAGGCCUGGAACAAUCUCCCGGGAGAGUUGUCUCGAAUGAGAAAUGAGAAGGAGAGGUACUGUCUCAUCAACGUGGGAAGUGACCAGGAAGCUAUUCUGACUAAGUCAGUUAAACCCUACGUCCGACUUCACUCUGAGGAGCACCAUGGUGGGAAACAUCCUACCGUGCUGGUCUGCGGCGUCUUCGACUUCUACCCCAAACGGAUCAGAGUGAGCUGGCAAAUAGACGAGAAGGAAGUGACCUCGGGCGUCACUUCCACCGAUGAGCUGGCGGACAGUGAUUGGUACUACCAGAUCCACUCUCACCUGGAGUACACACCCAGGUCUGGAGAGAAGGUCUCCUGUGUGGUGGAACACGCCAGCCUGAAAGAACCGCUGGUUACUGACUGGGAUCCGUCCAUGCCCGAGUCAGAGAGAAACAAGAUCGCCAUCGGAGCCUCCGGACUGAUCCUAGGUCUGACCUUAUCUCUGGCUGGAUUCAUCUACUACAAGAGGAAGGCACGAGGACGGAUCCUGGUUCCCACUAACUGAGUCUGGUGCUGCCACCUGCUGGACUGACCAGAUUCUCUGAUGUGGUUUUCUACUGGUCCAAACCCGAUCCAGGACUGUACUCUGAUACCCAGCUGGUCUAAACCUGAUCCAUCAUACUGUACGCCACAGUCCAGUUCAUUGUGUCAACGUGUUGUCGUUCCCUGUGUUCGCUGGAUACCUGAGAUGUUCAGGCUCCGUCAGAAGUCGUCAUGACGACUGUGGUUUUCUCCGACAGUGCUGGAUCAGGUUUAGUGUGGACUCUGGUGUAUCAGCUGGAUGCGAGCUCUGCUUCAUAUGCACAUGAUAUGCUGCUUUACCGUGUGAAAUCAAUGCUUCUAUGCACAAAGUGACUCAGUAACUGUGCUUUUAAAUCCUGUUUGAUCCAGUUCUUCGAUGAUUUGGGGCUUGUGGGUCGUGCGAUCGUUAGAUUCAUAUAUUUUGACUGGAGUGGGACGUUUUCUAAUCUCAAUAAACCAACAGAAAACCCUGA